Molecule: messenger RNA, 2180 nt
Organism: Salarias fasciatus (jewelled blenny)
Lineage: Eukaryota; Metazoa; Chordata; Actinopteri; Blenniiformes; Blenniidae
Product: phospholipid phosphatase 2-like
Exons: 6
Coding region: 218-1081 (287 amino acids)
Biological process (GO): signal transduction; phospholipid metabolic process; phospholipid dephosphorylation
Cellular component (GO): plasma membrane
Molecular function (GO): phosphatidate phosphatase activity
Source: RefSeq, a predicted model, not a curated record
ACCUGCUCACAGCCAAGCAGCGCGCGGACAGAGAGACAGCCGGGAGGAGGCGGGCAGGUACACCGAGGAGCCGGAAGAGCGAGCACGUCGUUUUGUCCUGACAGCACUUUGGUCCAAAAGUCGCUCCAGGUGUUUCCCAGCAAUACGGACGCCUCUUUUUAAUUAGUAUUUUCAGAACUCUGUGUAUUUAUGAGAGAAACGCGGUGCCGGAGGAAACAUGACGGAGCAAAGAAAGAAGCUGGUUCUGAUCGUGGUGGAUGUUCUCUGCGUCUUUGUAGCGGCUCUGCCGUCGGCCAUCCUCACGCUGAUGUUCACUCCUUACCAGAGGGGGAUCGACUGCGAUGACAAGAGCAUCAGCUUCCCCUACCGCAGGGACACCAUCUCCCACGGCAGCAUGGCCGCCGUCACCAUCACGUGCUCCAUCGUCAUCAUCACCACCGGGGAGGCGUACCUGGUGCACACCAACCGCCUGCACUCCAACUCCGACUUCAACCAGUACCUCGCCGCCCUCUACAAGGUGGUGGGCACCUUCCUGUUCGGCGGGGCCGUCAGCCAGUCGCUCACCGACCUGGCCAAGUUCACCAUCGGCCGCCCGCGCCCCAACUUCCUGUCGGUGUGCGCGCCGGUCGCCUGCAACGGGUACAUGCAGCAGAUCAACUGCACCGGGAGCCUGCGCAACGUGACGGAAUCCAGGUUAUCGUUUUACUCCGGCCACUCGUCCUUCGGGAUGUACUGCAUGCUCUUUCUCUCGCUCUACGUCCAGGCCAGGAUGCAGGGGAAGUGGACCAGGCUGGUCCGACCCACCAUCCAGUUCUUCCUGGUGGCGUUCGCCGUCUACGUGGGCUACACGCGCAUCUCUGACCACAAGCACCACCCCACCGACGUGCUGGUGGGCCUGCUGCAGGGGGCGCUCAUCGCCGUGCUCAACGUGCGAUACGUGUCCGACUUCUUCAAGCGGCGGUCCCCGCCUCUCUGCAGGCGGCCAGACGCCGCCGAGACCGAGCAGCUGGAGCACAAGCCGAACCCGCAGCCGUCGGAGCCGCGGCACGGGAACCACCACAACUGCUCCGGGCCCGUAUGAGGAACUGCACGGCCGCGCCCGCCCACAGCUGCUCUUACUAACCAGGACCCACCCACCCCACCCACCCCCACCCAUCACCCCCUCCCCCUCCUCACCACGGCUUUGUUACCAGAGGACAUGUACAGAAAGCAAAAAAACAAAACACUUUUACAGCUCUGAAAUCGUUGAAACCUGUUGUGACAAAAGCUUCACCGUCUGAGUGUGUAAGUGUGUAAGAGAGUGGGGGUUGGGGUGGGAGGUGUGUGUGUGUGUGUGUGUGUGUGUGUGUGUGUGUGUGUGUGUGUGUGUGUGUGUGUGUGUGUGUGUGUAUAUGUAUGUGUAUGGGGGGGGGUUGUGCAACACUGUGCAAUGAUUUUAUAUAGUUAUAUAUUAUUUUAAAUAUUGUUUUUUUGAAGUCAUCUGACAAGUGAAAUGUUUCAGAUUUGUGGGAGAUGAUUCAUGCUGUGAGCUCAAGUGAGAAGUGACUGACUGUAUCUUUUUAAUUCCUUUUUUUUUUUUUUCUGUCCUUGAGAGGAGUGACAAUCCUCCUGGAGGCUGAAUGUUUUCCACUUUGUUACAGCCAGAUAGGACUGUUGCUGUGUUAUCUACACUGGAGCUGGAUCUGAUCCGCCGCUUUGGGCCUCUGCAGGCGUCUUUCGUAGUUUUACCAUCUGCAGAAGACGUGCGAGUGUAAUGAUGGACUGCUCUCACUGCCGUAUAGUAUAUGUACAGGACAAUGUAUAAAGCUAACAUUUUUUUUUUAUCAUCCGUUUAUAACUACUUUUACCUAAUAAAGUGUAUAGCUUUGAAUGUAUUAAUUUGCUGUGACUUUCCAGGGAUUUUGAUCUGAUAUUUCUUUGAUUUAAAAAAACCCCACAAUGAUAGUUUUGGAGACAUGUAUCCCAUCAGUUCAUGUUUUUUCUUUUCUUUUUUUUUUUUUUGAGGGGGAACCAACAUUUCAAGCCUGAAAAAGAAUAAACUCACCUUCGUGAACCUCUUCCUUCCCCCCCCCCAUAACAAUGUGUGUCCCCGAUUGUGAAACUGUACAUAAUGUAAUCACUUCUUUCCCUCAGCUUGUCUGUUUUCCGUAGUUUCUUCAUAAACAUUAGUCUUCACAGUU